CGUGCUCGUCGAGCAGCCAUGAAGGAUCGCACGGCGGAACUGCGGAGUGCUAAAGACAGCGAUGAUGACGAGGAGGUGGUGCAGGUGGAUCGAGACCACUUCAUGGAUGAGUUCUUCGAGCAGGUGGAGGAGAUCCGCAGCUGCAUUGAGAAGUUGUCCGAGGACGUGGAGCAGGUGAAGAAGCAGCACAGCGCCAUCUUGGCCGCGCCCAAUCCUGACGAAAAAACCAAACAGGAGUUGGAGGACCUGACGGCCGACAUCAAGAAGACGGCCAAUAAAGUUCGCUCCAAAUUAAAAGCCAUCGAGCAGAGCAUCGAGCAGGAAGAAGGUCUCAACAGAUCCUCGGCGGACCUCAGGAUCCGCAAGACUCAGCACUCCACGCUGUCCCGCAAGUUUGUGGAGGUGAUGACCGAGUACAACACCACGCAGUCCAAAUACCGAGACCGCUGCAAAGACCGCAUCCAGAGGCAGCUGGAGAUCACCGGACGGACCACCACCAACGAGGAGCUGGAGGACAUGUUGGAGAGUGGCAAGCUGGCCAUCUUCACCGAUGAUAUCAAGAUGGAUUCCCAGAUGACCAAACAGGCCCUGAACGAGAUCGAGACCCGGCACACCGAGAUCAUCAAGUUGGAGAACAGCAUCCGAGAGCUCCACGACAUGUUCGUGGACAUGGCCAUGCUGGUGGAGAGUCAGGGCGAGAUGAUCGACAGAAUCGAGUACAACGUGGAGCACUCCGUGGACUACGUGGAGCGGGCCGUGUCCGACACCAAGAAGGCCGUCAAGUACCAGAGCCAAGCUCGCAAGAAAAAGAUCAUGAUCAUCAUCUGCUGCGUGAUCCUGGGCGUCGUGCUGGCGUCUACCAUCGGCGGGACUUUGGGCUUCUGAGCUUCCGAGACGCCCGUCGCCGUGACGACUGCCUACGGCAGCCCGACGGGAGCCGGAGAGAAAAAAAAAGCCCAAAAACUUGAAUCACAAAUGCAAGAAGAUAACCAAUCAGCAAACGGGACACACUCUGGGUGGGCCGAGGUCCCAAAUUCCCACCAAAAGCAACACCCUCAAAUGCACCACGCUGUCCGUGUAACGCGCGUAAACCAGCUCGCACGCCGCUCGCACGCCGCUCACCUUUUGCUUUGCUUCUUUCUUCUUUGGAGCGUCGCUUUCAUUACCCCCCACCCCACCCCCGGGACGGCGUCGAUGGGCGUCACCCGGCGGGGAACGUCCGGCGGACUUAGUCUGCUGUCUUGCCCCCCCCACGGCAAACACACUUAACGGCUGUGUUCCGAAUCCCCGUCUCUUCGCUAUAUAGCACCCUCUAGUGUGCGUUGGCCACUUUGUCGCAGCGUGUCCCGAGCACAUAGUCGCAGUUCAGCGCUCGCAGUUUCUUUCCGCCAUCUGGUGGCACGUCGGUGAAUUAAGUUGAGCUUUCGACAACAGUCGUCGUCCCCUGCCGCCAUCUUCUGACUUCUGUAGGCAAUACAGUAAACAAAGUUAUGUUCAAUAAUGCAAGACCAGUCGAGCAAUUUCACUUGUGUCAAAUGUUCCAAUGAAGGACUUUGCUCAAUAUCGAUGACGUGACGUCCCACCGGGGAACGAACGGCGCCCGAGCGAGCUUCCAAAAUUAUUGACGGAAUGAUAUAGUCCACGAUCCUUCAAUUGAGAUUUGGAACGCUGGUCUUCAUUCAUCUGGAGAAAUGCAGAAAUUUGUAGUGUGGACCGUCUCGGAUUCCCAACACAGCCAACGUCCCCCAAAAAUUGGUUAUCGAUGUCAGUCAGUCAACACUUUUCACAAAAUCUGGUAGUCAUCCGGGGAGGCAGGUUUCCAUGGCAACACACCGAGGGGAGGGGGGGGGCGGCGGCGGAGUCAGGGGCAGUCAAUCUAUGCAGUCUAGAUCAAAGCGCGACAAGCCCCGCCCCCUGACCGCAGCCCGGCUCGCCUUAAGUCGUUCGGCAUCCGCUCGUUGCUUUUCCGUGACUGGUUUCUGUCGCUUCCCGAUGAUGUCACUUCCCGUCAACGUCGUCGCCGCUUCCUGGCCGAGCGCGCUAGCUUUAGCUUGGCCAAUCUUACAUCUUGCAGGCAGUUGAGGAAAGAAAUCUUUGGUGUCCUCCAGCAAUUCGCAACGUUUGUGGCCUUGUUUUUUGUUUCUUUUCUUUUCUUGACUCAGUCCAAGCUCCGUUCGACAGACAGAUGCGACUUCUGCACGCUGGAAAGGUGUUGUGAUGGUAAAAGUGCCAUUAGCGUUGUUAGCGUAGCCUUUACUCGUUCAUUCAUUUCCCAAGCCACUUAUCCUCACGAGGGCCGCAGCAACGCCGGAGCCUGUCCGACGGGCAGGAGGCGGGGUACACCCUGAACCGGUCGCCAGCCAAUCGCAGGGCACACGGAGACACUCGCAAUCACGCCGACGGGACAACAAACGCGUGUUUUUGGGAUGUGGGAGGAAAGCGGACUGCCUAGAGAAAACCCGCGCAGACCACACGGACGGAGGCCGGGACUCGAACCCCGGUCCUCCGAACCGCGAGGCCAAGCGCUCCGACCAGUUGUGCCGUCGGCAAACACCAAAUCGUUGCGCUUAAGCGAUGCUGAGGCCCGCCUGACUGCUGCUGCUAGCAAAGCGCUACAAACAGCGCUCAGCCUUCAAGCAAUAACGUCGGCCGGCGAGCGCGUCAGCGUCGGACGCUAACAGGAAGUGAGAGCCGGCGGCUUUUUCUUCAAUGACGUCGCGUCGUGUUGUACUUAGCUCUGUGACCUUGUGGCAAAGGAAACGAAACAAAGCGCUCGUAGCGUCUAAAACCAACUUGGGUGCGCACCAAAGUCUCGUCGCCUUGAAAGCGUACGCUGACGCUACCGUCGGCCAAUCGCGUCACUCCUUUUCCACGGCUGUCGCUCAAGUCAGACACGCGAGAAUGCGGAAUCUCUUUUCCAGUGACGACAUCUUACAGUAGCGAUUUUUUUUUGUUCAAAAUGUUCAGCGAGACUAGACAAGACAACGCCAUCUUAUUUUCAAGAUCUUAUCGGCAAUUAAUACGAGUUCCAUUGGGAGGUUGACAAGAUGGCUGCCGCCCCCCCCCCCACAACAAAAGUACUGGAAGGUCUUUUCACGUCAGUAACAAUUUGCGUUGUUGCAGUAUUUUAGGACCGGGACGCGCUCGGCUCGUUCCCGACGAGUUCUGUAGUGAAUGAGCGAAGGAUUCCGAACACAAGCUUGAUGUUGGGAGUGUUGGGAAAACAACACCCCCCCCCACCCUAAAUUCAAAAAGUCACAAAUAAUUUAGCAUGCAAAAGCGCUGCGGAGUUUUGCAUGACGACGUUUUCGUAUCCUGACCUGCCGCCACGUUGUGCACUUUACGGCUCAUCGGCCGUCAGCCGGAUUCUUUCCAAGAUCUCCCGUGGUGCCCCCC
Messenger RNA from Syngnathoides biaculeatus (alligator pipefish), 3396 nucleotides. RefSeq names its product syntaxin 1B (gene stx1b). The transcript has 10 exons. The record is from RefSeq and is a predicted model, not a curated record. The coding region runs from base 19 to 885 and encodes 288 amino acids. Gene Ontology annotation, biological process: vesicle fusion; intracellular protein transport; exocytic insertion of neurotransmitter receptor to postsynaptic membrane. Gene Ontology annotation, cellular component: endomembrane system; plasma membrane; SNARE complex. NCBI's taxonomy places the organism in Eukaryota, Metazoa, Chordata, Actinopteri, Syngnathiformes, Syngnathidae. Gene Ontology annotation, molecular function: SNAP receptor activity; SNARE binding.